GUGUAACUGCCCCAACUUUGCAUGUGGGGAUGCUGUUUUCCACUGUUUGUUGGUACCGAGAUCCACAUGGUUUACCUUGGAUUGAGUAUCUACAUACAGGAGCAUCCAAAAUCUGGUAUGGUGUUGCUGCUAAUCAAGAGGAGAAGCUCUGUGCAGCUCUCAAGAAAAUUGUUCCAGACUUCGUUAAAGAUUCUGCUAUAUGGCUCCCUUCUGAUACUGCCAUGGUUCCUCCUACGGAGCUGGUUCGUGAAGGUGUCCGUGUGUGCCGCGUUGUGCAAGAUCCCGGGCAGUUUGUUGUUGUCUUUCCAGGUGCAUUUACUUCCAGUAUUUGUAAAGGAUACCUUAUCUCAGAAAGUGCAUUCUUUGCAAGACCACAGUAUUUUGAUCGUGCUGUUGCUUCUUUCAAAGCUCUUCAUGAUUGCUGUGAACCUUCCAUGUUCUCCUUAGACCGUCUUGUACUCUCUGUUGUAAGUGAUCCAAGAGCAACACUUGAUGGUCUCUUACGUGCUAGAGAACUUGUGCUGCAAGUCGUAGAAAAAGAAAAGAGGCUACGCUCUCAGUUAGUAGAUAUUGGUUUAGAAACGAGCGAACGAUUAUCAACUCCAGAUUCUCAUCGUAAAAAGAAAAAUCGUUUUAUUGAGGACGAAGAAGAAAAUAUGUGUGAAGUAUGUCGGCAAAACCUUUACGUGGCAUUGGUUACCAAUUCACAAGAAGAAGCUGUUUAUUGCCUUGAACACGCCCUUCUCUUCCUGAGUAAGAAUCCAUCCCAUCUGGAAUUUUGCAAACUUAUGUAUACAUACAGUUUGUCUGAAUUGGAUAGUGCAAUAAAGCAGAUGGAUGAAAGGAUUCAUGCCAAAAGUGGCAGCAAAAAAUCACCUUACAGCAAGAAGGCAAAAUCUCGGGAACAUCUUGAUUCCUUCAGUAGCACCAGUAGUUCGAAUCUUUGAUGGUAAUUUGAGCUGUGACGUAUCACAGCUCAUUAUUCUUGGUUGCCAAGGGAAAGUGGUGAUAGUCAUUUAUGUCAGUCAAUACUAUAUUUUUGAAUGGAUGACUUUUGCAUUGCACUGAAAUAACUUUUGCAAACACAGGCUCCCAAGUUCAUCUUAUUAUAUCUGUGGUGUCAUUUUAUAAUGAGUAUUUUGUGCUUAUGUUGGUUUUAUGUGAAUGCUCCAGCUAUGGUUUAUUUUGUAUGGAGAAAAUUUGUCAAGAAGUUUAACAUUGUGAUGUCACAACUUUGUAAAUGGCAAAUGUGAGCCUUUCUUAUCAGUCAGUCUUCAUUUACAAAAGUAUAUGCAGUAGUUCGUUUUAAAUAUAUUUAACACAAUGUCUGUAUAAUCAUGCUCGUUGCAAGAUGAUGAUAAAAAUUUUCUUGGAUAGUACAUAAAACCUAUUUGUGAUGCUUUAAAGAAUUCAAAAAAUAAUUCACCUUUAUUGGAGUUAAAGAGAACUUAUUUGCCAUUACUUUCGCCUAUUACUGACUGAGUAAUUUGAUGAAUUAAAAGAAAAGGCUUCCAUGCAUGGACAUGCAUGAUUGUUUCAAAAUUUCAUGUAAGUACCUAAGAAAUUUUUUCUUUAAAUAAGUAGGAUGUGGUAUUUAAAAUUUUUGGAUGCAUCCAAUAUUUUAUUUAAUCUUUGACGUGGAACAUGAUAUUAACAAUAUUCUUUGGGAGAGAGCAAUACAAUUGAGUAAAUUAUAUGUACAUGCAAAUAGGGAGCCAAAAUAGAAUGUGGUUCCAGAUUGCAUUAAUUAAUUUAAAGUACAGUAAUGAAAUUGCUGUAUUUAAUUUUCAAAUGUUUUGAUGAAACCUUUGGGGAAAAAAUUCAGGAAUUUAGUCAUAACAAUACCAAACGUUGAAGUGUCUGUAAAUACUAUACCAAGCUAGAUACUUUGUAAAAGUUUACCUUUACUUGAAAUAAUAAUUAAGUACUAAGGAAAAAUAGUCACAAAUUCAUGGAUUUGCAAUUGGUAUUUAUCAGUGCAAGUAAUUUUUUAAUGGCAGCCACAUUACAUUUGGUGUGUUGUAACUGUUGAUACUAUGUAUCUUUCUUUUCAGUAGCGUUUAGGAAGUAUGCCUUGUAUAUAAUAUUCUAUAUGCUAAAAAGUUCUAUGCAUCGCAGAUUGAUGUGCGUAUCGAGGCAAUAUUUGAAAAUGGACUUAGUUUUUCGAAGUGUAUUUUCAAUUUUGUUUUUAAGCUACAGUGUACAGUACAUCAGUAUCUUUUAUUUAUUAUCGCCAUUCUGUAUAGUGCUUUUAAAAAGUAUUGUGUAGUCUAAAGUAUUACUGGAAUAUGCAGCAUUAAUUGGUUAAACAUAAAGAUAAUAAGUAGGCAAAUGUGAAAACCUCAUUCAUAUGGCAUUUAUCAAUGAUGGUUAUGUAUAAACUUUGGAAAGACGUUGUCCAUUGGUAUUUGAUAUCACAUUACGUAUAUGAAAUUCUGAUUCACGAUCAUUUUUGAGCUUCAAACUAUCAUUUAAAAUCUUUUGAGUGAUAUUCUCACUAGUGGUAUAAUUUUAUAUCGUUCUUGCUGAGAAACUGCCUAAAAUACUCAUUCAUUUACUUGAACUUGCAUACUUAUGUAGGAGAUUAGUAGAUUGAAUUUUUAAAUAUAUGCAGGUCUCAGGUUUGUACUCCUCCAUUAUGUUUCUUGUUCGGCGUGUGAGCUAUACACAAGUUAUAUUUUCUAGCCAUCAUGUGGAAUGACUUGAAAUUAAAAGCUACAGCUUGUGACUAUACCUCAUGGGUUGGUGCUUCUUGAAGUUACACGUAGGAAAUUGCAAGAAUUGGGGAAGUUAUGAACCCUACUUGCAGUAUUUUGAAAAAUUAUGAACUAUAAAGUAUUAGCUGUGAUUUUCUUAAUGGUUUGGUGUAAUGUAUAUUGUAGAGCAUCCCUUGUAAAUAUGGUUUCAUAGGGGUUGGAUAUUAAUAUGUCUUCAUGAUUCUGAGCUCUGGUAUAAUGUAAAUCUGUUUACCAAUUUAUUUAUUGUAAUCAGCUGUUGAUCUCUUGCAUUUUUUCAGUUCAUAUUCUCUUGAUCAUUUUUACAGGUAAGUUAUUGUUGUGCAAAUUGCAUGUUAGAUAAUGCUGUAAUUUAUCUUUACUAGAAUUUUGUUUAUAAGCUGAGUGAGUACAAAUACGUAUUGGAAUAUUCAGACCACCCAUUAUAACACAAGGUUCUGUAGUUAAUCAAGCAUUAUGGAAAAAUGCACCUUUGUCUCUGUUUUGAAUGUCUCCUGGUGUCAAAUGUUAGGUUGUUUGGCAUCACUCAUGAGUACAGCAGAAAAUUGUUCCUUUAUCUUGGCCUGUGCAUUUUCUAGUGACUUGAAAGUAAUGAAAUACUGCUUCUAAUAGCAGCCUCUUUUGAUUUUUUCCAGAGUUGCUUUUCUGUUUUUAUUUUUCUAAUUGGAAGUGGCUUAAGAUACAAAUUACUUCCAUGUCUUGUCCUCUCUUUUAGGCACAUCCUUUUUAUUCUGCAGGCUAUGCAACACUCACUUUUCAGUGUAUGGUGAGAAUUGUUCACUUAGGAUCUUGUUAAAAGUAACAGUUAUGAAGGAGAAAAGAAAUAAUUAUCUGAAUCUACAAAUUAAAAAAGGAUUUUAGGACGUUAUAUUAUCCAGUCACAAUAACUUUGUUUAAUUUUUUGUGCCUGGGGGGGGG
Messenger RNA from Macrobrachium nipponense, 3653 nucleotides. RefSeq names its product protein Jumonji-like. The coding region runs from base 30 to 947 and encodes 305 amino acids. The record is from RefSeq and is a predicted model, not a curated record. The transcript has 8 exons. Lineage: Eukaryota; Metazoa; Arthropoda; Malacostraca; Decapoda; Palaemonidae. Gene Ontology annotation, biological process: regulation of gene expression; chromatin remodeling. Gene Ontology annotation, cellular component: nucleus; chromatin.